UGUUGCAAUCUUCUAGGAACAAUUUUUAAACGUCAUCGCCUCUGCAUGUAUUGCGUGCCGUUUAUUAAAUUUCUUGGCUAAAAUGGUGGGCGCCCCCUUGGAACUCCGAUCACCGGUGGUACUGGACAGCGGUUUACACCAUGGAAAAAAAUGGCGGCUGGAUCGCCUACACGACAAAUGUUUACGUUUUAUGCAGCCAUCAGAGAUGAAGAAGUGUCGCUCUCCAUGGAAUCCCACACACGCUUAUGAGUACAGAAACUAACUGGCUAUACAUCUGGAGAUGACACUUUGGUUUAAAUGAAUUUACAAGCUCGGAAUGUGUCGAAAUCGGCCGCCUCAGCCUGCAUAGCAUAAACAGUGAAUUGAAUUUAUUGCGUAGUGCUGGACGAAUUACAUUAUUACGUCAACUGGGAUUGAAAUAUUUUGCAAAUUGUCAUGCCUAUAAGUACCACAGAGAGUAGAAAACUGAUUAUUUUGGCUCUACCCUUGGAAAUUGUGUCAUACAUUUUCAGAUUUCUUCCAGCGUCGGACCUGAAGUGUGCAUCACUUGUGUGUUAUCAGUGGUCGAAAGCAUCACAAGAUCCGAUCUUGUGGAGAAAUGUGUCUGUUAGCCUGGGAACAAGAAGAGAAAGAUUCUCCCAUUUGUUGGUCGAUAGUCUUGAGAGACGCUGUAUCCAGUAUUUGAGAUUCAAACACAUGUCAACGGCCGCUCAAAUUCUUCAAGUGUGCAAGCAACUUGGAUCAAAUCUGAAAGCUCUGUCGCUUCAAGGCUGUCGAUGUGUUAAUAACGCGUUACUUGAAGUACUGAGCACCUAUUGUCCUAAUUUGCUACGUUUGGAUUUAAGCCGUUGCAGACAGCUUGAAGUGGCAAAGAAUGCUGCCUGGCUUGACAACUGUGCAAAUGCCUGGAAGCACCUAACUGUCAUGGAUUUAAAUGCUUGUAAAGACGUAUCAGAUGUCUUGGUAUCAAAAAUCGCAGAUAUGUUGCCCUUUAUAGUGCAUCUCAGUAUUUCUGGCUGCAAGGGCAUCAGCAUUUCCACAUGGGAGAAGAUGGCGAAGAAGUUGCCAUCUUUAAAAUACCUUGACAUAAGUCGAUCUGACAUGACAGAUGAAAUGAUGCUAAAAUUCUCUCAGAUACCAGAAUUAAAACUUCAAGGAAUUAAUUUAACAGCUUGCAAGCAUCUAACAGAUAAUGGGGUAGUGGCACUCAUCAAAUGCCAGAACUGGCUGGAAGUCCUUAAACUGGCGUGUGUCGAGGUUACGAAUACAACACUGAUCUGCAUUGGUAAACAUAUGCAACGUUUAAGAGUACUAGACUUGAACAGCUGUAGACAACUAACAGAUGGAGCAUUAUCAAGUGUGAAGGCCCUAUUAAUCAACUUGCACUCAUUAAAUUUGUAUUCCUGUUACCAGCUAUCAAACACUGGUCUUGCUCAGUUCUUAUGCUGGACACAGGGGAAAAAUCACAACAUUCCUUUAAAAACCCUUGUGCUAAAUGGCUGCAGUUCUUUGUCUGAUGAACUAGUAUCACAGAUUUCCAGAGUCCUAUUCAACCUUCAAGAACUUGACCUCAGCUCUUGCCUUCAUGUAACUGACAUUGGAUUGUCUGCCAUUACUGGCUCGCUUGUUAACCUGCACUCACUGCGGCUCAGCUGGUGUGUCAACAUCACUGACAAUGGUUUGAUUGGGUUUGUUCAGUCUGAACAAAAUCUUGCUCAUGUCUGCCACAACAAGGAAAAGUGUUCCCAUGCAGAGAAAUUCAAGAAUGAUGUAAACAUUAAUGUAAAUCAGGUUCCUAAAGGAAUAAAAAACUUGGAAAAGCUGAAAAUUUUAGACGUUAGUCACUGCACAUGUAUCACAGAUGAGGGACUUAAGAAGAUUUGUCAGCUGAGGAACUUAACAUCACUGAACAUCAACAUGUGCACACAGAAGCUUGCCUUAUACCGUGGUCUGGACUUCGCUCUUCCACAGCCAGUUUCACCAAUGGAAAUACAAGCAACCUUUGAAAAAGCCUUCUGGAAACUAGAGCCGAAACUAAGCGAUGAGAACAAAGAAUUAGCAGCUGCAACGCUACGUUCUAUUGCCCUUACCUACAUCAAGAGGAAAGGCCCGACACCACCAAAAUCAAUGUUGAGAGCGAUAGGUCACCUAAAGAAGAGAGACGAUAUUGUAAUUACGCGACCGGAUAAAGGCUCGGGAGUCGUGAUCUUAGACAAAACAGAGUAUGUCAGCCUACUGAAGGAAUCAUCUGUUAGUGAUGAAACUAAAUUUAUACCCAUCAGUCUCGAAAGACCAAAAGCAAAAGGAAGACCUCCGAAGCAUUACCACCCACUACUUAAAAAGGAGAAGGAAUUGUCCCCCAUCGUGCAAAGAAUUCUUCCGAAACCCAUAGCCGACUCACUGAUCCAACAGGGUUCUAGGCUCGCACACCUUUAUGGUUUGCCAAAGACCCACAAGAAGAAACUAACGAAGCUUGCCUUAUACCGUGGUCUGGACUUCGCUCUUCCACAGCCAGCUUCACCAAUGGAAAUACAAGCAACCUUUGAAAAAGCCUACUGGAAGCUAGAGCCGAAACUAAGCGAUGAGAACAAAGAAUUAGCAGCUGCAACGCUACGUUCUAUUGCCCUUAACUACAUCAAGAGGAAAGGCCCGACACCACCAAAAUCAAUGUUAAGAGCAAUAGGUCAGCUAAAGAAGAGAGACGAUAUUGCAAUUACGCGACCGGAUAAAGGCUCGGGAGUCGUGAUCUUGGACAAAACAGAGUAUGUCAGCCUACUGAAGGAAUCAUCUAUUAGCGAUGAAACUAAAUUUAUACCCGUCAGUCUCGCAAGACCAAAAGCAAAGGGAAGACCUCCGAAGCAUUACCACCCACUAGUUAAAAAGGAAAAGGAACUGUCCUCCAUCGUGCAAAGAAUUCUUCCGAAACCCAUAGCCGACUCACUGUUCCAAAAGGGUUCUAGCCUCGCACACCUUUAUGGUUUGCCAAAGACCCACAAGAAGAAACUAGCAGUCCGUCCAAUCCUGUCAGCAACAAGAACCUACAACUACAAGCUUGCUAAGUGGCUUGAUGAAAAGCUAAAACCUUUGUCCGUCAACGACCAAACCGUUAAUGACAUCUUCUCGUUUUCUAGUGAUCUUCAUGAGAUGAAAAUCGACGAACAGGACAUUUUAGUGUCAUACGAUGUUUCGUCUCUUUUCACAAACGAUGCUGAGGGAUUACAUGAGAUAGCAAGCGCAUGCGCCAAUCAGGUUUUAAAGACUGAAUGUACGUGUUACCCAACAACACAGGGGUGGGUAGGAAAAUUGGGCAUGUAA
Orbicella faveolata is the source of this 3315-nucleotide messenger RNA. RefSeq names its product F-box and leucine-rich repeat protein 13-like. The record is from RefSeq and is a predicted model, not a curated record. Gene Ontology annotation, biological process: SCF-dependent proteasomal ubiquitin-dependent protein catabolic process. NCBI's taxonomy places the organism in Eukaryota, Metazoa, Cnidaria, Anthozoa, Scleractinia, Merulinidae. Gene Ontology annotation, molecular function: protein binding. Gene Ontology annotation, cellular component: SCF ubiquitin ligase complex.